AAAAGUUAAAAAUUUAUAUUAAUUUUCGUCGUGAAAAUUAGAAAUUUUUUUCGAAAUAGUAUUCUAUUUCCCUUUUCACUCCUUGAUUUGAAAAUGGCGUAUAGAAAUUCGCUCGUGGACAGUGGCCGUAAAAAGCGGACCACCAUGCGCCGUGCGGCAUCCAAGGCUUGCAAGAGUGGCAGUGCCGCCCUGAAGAGUCCCAAGGGAAGGAAUAGAAAGAGCCGAGGAAAUAAAAAGAAAUCCUGCGCUAAACCCAAGAACCAGAGGAGGUCCACUAAGAACUGCCAGAAACGGGGUAAAGGUGGAAAGAAAGUGAAGUCAAUUCUAAAAAGUAAAUGCCAACGCAACAACGGCGCCUCCAAUCCGCGCCACGUCAAGUUUGAUGUCUGCAAAUGUACAGGGGAUCGAGCAAAAGGCCAGAAAAUCUGCCUUAAGUGCUUGGGAAACAUCUGUGAUUGGGCCAAGGCUGGUGUUACCCCCAGCGAGAUGCAACUGGUUCUAAGCCAUCGUUACAACAAGGGGCAGAAAUAGGCGCUGUCCUGCGUGGCAAUUACUGAUAAAAUGUUCAACCAAU
Molecule: messenger RNA, 574 nt
Organism: Drosophila bipectinata
Lineage: Eukaryota; Metazoa; Arthropoda; Insecta; Diptera; Drosophilidae
Source: RefSeq, a predicted model, not a curated record